UUCCAUCUCAUAAUUCUUUCACUAAAGUCUACAAGAAACUAAAAGAAAGAAAUUCAAAUUAAAGUGAUUCAUUGCAAUGUAACAAAACAAGAAUGGUAAAAAAAGAAAAGAUGUGGCUUUGGAUUCUUAUAGCAGCAGUGGCUGAAUAGUGACUGCUAACUUUCUUUACAAUGGCAAAAGCAUCUUUCCAGUUGACCCUUUUUCUUUCUCACUCAGUUACCUAAACUGCCAUGUUCUUAAGGAAGUAGUGCUGUGUAAUUUUGUGUUGUUGGUGCGGAAGAGAUGAGGUUAUUGCUAUUGGCACUAGUGUUGUUGGCCAUUUUGGUGAAUUUACCAAGCUUUACUAAUGGUGACACAGAUCCAUCUGACGCAUCUGUUCUGAGAGCCCUGUAUACCAGCCUAAACUCACCAGGGCAGCUGACAAAAUGGAAUGCCAAUGGCGGUGAUCCUUGUGGAGAGUCUUGGACAGGCAUUACCUGCUCGGGCAAUAAAGUAACUGAAAUCAAAAUAUCAGGUCUUGGGCUCUCAGGUUCAUUGGGGUCGCAGCUAGAUAGUCUAAAAUCUGUUACCAAUUUUGACAUAAGCAAUAACAAUAUGGGGAACCAGUUACCUUACCAGCUUCCUCCAAACGUGCAAAGAUUAAACCUCGCUGCUAGUGGUUUUACUGGUGGCCUCCCAUAUUCCAUUUCACAGAUGACCUCCCUUCAGUACUUAAAUGUUAGUCACAAUCAAAUUCAAGGAUCAGUGGUUGUCUCGUUUGACUUGCUCUCUGCUCUCAACACAUUGGAUUUCUCUUUCAAUUCUAUGUCGGGUAAUCUUCCUCAAAGCUUCCAGUCACUAGCUAGUAUGAACACAAUGUAUUUGCAGAACAACCAGUUUACUGGAACUAUUGACGUCCUGGCUAAUCUUCCCCUCGGAAAUCUGAAUGUUGAAAACAACCAAUUUACUGGCUGGAUUCCAAGUCAGCUGAAAGGGAUAGUGCAAUCAAAUGGUAAUUCGUGGAGCACAGGACCUGCACCCCCUCCUCCACCUGGUACACCUCCUGCAAACAAUCACAAUAGAAAUCACAAAUCCAGAGAGAACAACAAUUCAGGUAGUGAUGGUGGUGGGAAAUCAGGUAUAGGAGGUGGAGGUAUUGCAGGCAUAGUGAUAUCUGUUCUAGUUGUUGGAGCAAUAGUAGCAUUCUUUUUUAUCAAGAAAAGAUCAAAAAGGUUGUCGACAGACAUAGAGAAGCUUGAUAAUCAGCCACUUGCUCCUCUUACUUCACAGGAAGUAGAAGAGUUGAAACCUUAUCAAACCUCUUCCACAGUAAGCAUGACAACAUUUAAAAUUCCCACAGCCGUAAAUCUAAGACCUCCACCUAUCGAUCGCCUUAAGUCCUUUGACGAGGUUGACAUAUCACCGAAACCCAUUGUUCCUCACAAGAAAAUUAAUACAGCUCAAAUCAAGGCUACACAGUAUUCAAUUGCAGACCUACAGAUUGCUACUGAUAGCUUCAAUGUUGAAAACCUUAUUGGCGAGGGAUCAAUCGGGCGUGUUUAUUGUGCUCAAUUUUAUGAUGGCAAAGUUCUUGCUGUCAAGAAAAUUAAUUCGUCCAUACUCCAGAAUCCUGAAGAUUUUCUCAAUAUAGUUUCUGAUAUAUCCCAGCUGCAUCAUCCAAAUAUAAUUGAGCUGGUUGGUUAUUGUGUAGAGCAUGGACAGUACUUGCUGGUUAAUGAAUUCCAUAAAAAUGGUUCUUUACAUGACGUCCUGCAUUUAUCAGAUGAAGACAGCAAGCCACUAGCAUGGAAUAGCCGAGUCAAGAUUGCACUUGGUGCAGCACGAGCACUAGAGUAUCUACAUGAAGUUCGUUCACCGUCAUUGGUUCAUAAAAACAUUAAAUCGGCAAAUAUUUUACUUGAUCUGGAACUCAAUCCUCAUCUAUCAGACUCUGGAUUAGCAAGCCUUAUUGAUGAUGCAGAUCAGGCAUUAAACCAAAACACUGGGUCUGGAUACGGUGCACCUGAGGUAGCUAUGUAUGGGCAAUGCACCAUAAAAAGUGAUGUCUACAGCUUUGGAGUAGUUAUGUUGGAACUUGUCACCGGACGGAAACCUUUUGAUAGUGAAAGACCACGAUCUGAACAAUCUUUAGUCAGAUGGGCAACACCUCAACUCCAUGAUAUUGAUGCCUUGGCUAAGAUGGUUGAUCCAGCGCUCAAAGGGCUCUACCCUGUUAAAUCUAUUUCCCGUUUUGCUGAUGUAAUUGCUCUUUGCGUCCAGCCUGAGCCUGAGUUCCGGCCACCUAUGUCAGAAGUUGUUGAAGCCUUAGUUCGGCUAGUUCAACGAGCAAAUAUGAGCAAGAGGACAUAUAGUAUUGAUCGGGGUUCAAGGGGUGAAGCAGGUGCUCAAGAUAACCAACCUCAGUUAGCAAUGUAAUGUAGCCUUUUCUGUAAAAUGUCUCCUUUUUUAUUCUUUGCUGUUUAUGGGAUAUGAUAUUCUGUUGAUUGGUUCAGCAAGAUCUUGUUGACUGCAUCAUGCAUUGUAUCACUGCGAGAUACUAUAAUCUUUUCAUAGCGCACAUUCAAUUUUCA
Molecule: messenger RNA, 2570 nt
Organism: Capsicum annuum
Lineage: Eukaryota; Viridiplantae; Streptophyta; Magnoliopsida; Solanales; Solanaceae
Product: protein STRUBBELIG-RECEPTOR FAMILY 6
Exons: 16
Coding region: 283-2415 (710 amino acids)
Biological process (GO): protein phosphorylation
Molecular function (GO): protein kinase activity; ATP binding; receptor serine/threonine kinase binding
Source: RefSeq, a predicted model, not a curated record